Trichomycterus rosablanca is the source of this 13514-nucleotide messenger RNA. RefSeq names its product Dmx-like 2 (gene dmxl2). Gene Ontology annotation, biological process: vacuolar acidification. The transcript has 45 exons. The record is from RefSeq and is a predicted model, not a curated record. Bases 292 to 9114 code for a protein of 2940 amino acids. NCBI's taxonomy places the organism in Eukaryota, Metazoa, Chordata, Actinopteri, Siluriformes, Trichomycteridae. Gene Ontology annotation, molecular function: protein binding. Gene Ontology annotation, cellular component: RAVE complex.
ACGGUUGGUCAGGGUGAGGGAGAAGCGGCAGCGGGAGGAGGAGGAGAAGGACCGAGUCCUAAUCCGCGCACGAUUCAAUACCAACACGCUCUAAAUACUAACCAGCACCAUUCACAUCUCCCCGAAGAGGAGCCGGCUCGGUGUCUGGUCCAUGUUCGGUGUGAGGACGCGGGAGGCAGAGACGGAGGCCGAUGGGAUCGUAGAUGGAGAGCGCGGGGCGGAGCGGCUUCUCCUGCAUCAUCAAUUAUUCAAUAUUUACAUCAACAUUUAAUUAAGCCAGCCAGCGCAAGCAUGCACCUCCACCAGGUACUGACGGGAGCCGUGAACCCCGGGGACUGCUGCUACUCGGUGGGCAGUGUGCAAGACAUCCCGUUCACGGCGUACGGUUCAGGCUGUGACAUCGUGAUCCUGGCCAGUGAUUUCGAGUGUGUACAGAUCAUCCCUGGAGCUCAGCAUGGGAACAUCCAGGUGGGCUGUGUGGAGUGUUCACACCAGCUCGGACGGAUCGCUGCAUCUUAUGGGAACACGGUGUGCAUAUUCGAACCAGUGUCCACCCUCUUGAACAAGAGACACAAGCAUCUGAACUACCAAUGGCAGAAGACCGGACAGUUUAUGCUCAAUGCCAUGACCUACAACCUGGCCUGGGACCUACAAGGAAACCGCAUCCUCGCGGCGACCGAGCGGCUGCAGCUCUGGGCCCCGCCCACUGCCGACACCCUGCAGGAGGAGGAGGACGAGGAGAAAACUCACCCCGUCCUCAACGACUGGAAGUGUGUGUGGGAGUGCAAGACGGCGUCUGCUGUUCAGGUGAUCAAAUGGUCUCCUGAUGGAGAGUACUUCGCUACGGUGGGAAAGGACGACUGUCUGUUGAAGGUGUGGUACUCCACUCUGGGCUGGAGGUCGGUGAUGGUUGAUGGGUGUGAGAGGAAAUCCCCGUCACUGCAUUUCUCCUUCAUCUAUCUGGCUCAUCCCAGAACCGUCACGGGCUUCUCCUGGAGGAAGACCAGCAAGUACAUGUCCAAGGGUUCGGUGUGUAACGUGUUACUGACGUCCUGUGUGGACGGAAUCUGUCGUCUGUGGAGCGAGACUCUGCUCCCCGAGGACAGUUUACUGGGGGGUCAGAUCACAGAGAACAACAGCUCCACGGCGGCCUUGCAGUUCAGCGGCCAGAAGGAUAAAAUCCAGCACGCUCUGGAGUCGAUCCACCACCUGAAGCAGCUCAGACGGGGUCGGAGAAGAUCCUCGGCGCUGGUCGCUCACACCGAGGUGAUGCCCAGUCAGCUCAACUCACACGAGAGCCACCGACACAUCACCCACCACGCCAGCGCUCUGUGUCACUUCCACAUUUCAGCUAGCAUCAACCCUAAUACAGAUAUCCCAGCAGCACUGGCCGGUGCCGGACUCUUCUCCCCCGGCGAGAGCAGCGGCGGUUUCGUGGUCCACUGGCUGAACAAUAAAGAUCUGAGCUUCACCUCCUCCAUGGACGUGUUCAUGCAGCAGCUGAGGAAGUUCUCCGAGCAGAACCUGGAACAAGCCGCCGCCGACGAGCUCAAACCGGACGGGACCGCCAAGUUCGACUUCGAUCUGGACGAGAUGUCCGAUAAAGCGUCGGAGCACGAGGAGGGCGAGCAGGAGGGCAGCACGAAGGCCUCGUCCCCCGGCUCCAGCAGCAGCCUCCCGCCUCCCUCGGUCCUCCUGGAGAGGAAGCUGGAGGCGCUCACUCUGGAGUGGAACAGGAGUCCCGACAUGCUGUUCACCAUCCACCCCACCGACGGCUCCUUCCUGGUGUGGCACAUCAAAUACCUGGACGAGUUCAUUCCCGGGAUCUUCCGCCAGGUUCAGGUGGCGUUCUCAUCGCGGAUUCCCGUGGCGUUCCCCACAGGCGACGCUAACUCCCUGAGCAAGAACAUCAUGAUGUACGCCUGCACCCUGUCCGAGCGGGACGGCCCGGCCGGCGUGGAGCAGGACAGGAAGUGCGCCUCCCUGGGCACCGUGAUCGGCCCGGCCGUCAUGAUGGUGUCCAAGCACGUGGACGGAUCUCUGAACCAGUGGGCCGUGACCUUCGCCGAGAAGUCGGCGUUCUCCAGCGUCCUCACCGUCUCGCACAAGUUCCGUUACUGCGGUCACCGCUUCCACCUGAACGACCUGGCGUGCCACACCGUCCUGCCCCUCCUCCUCACCUCGUCUCACCACAACGCCGUCUUAACCCCGCCGCCCGGGCAGGACGAGCGCCGGGCCGGGCCGUCCCGCCCCCCGCGGCCGAGCCGAGGCGCCGCCGCCGAGCAGAGGGGCGGCAACGCGGCCACCCGGACCUUCCACGAUCCCAACGCCAUCUACAGCGAGCUGAUCCUGUGGCGCGUCGACCACAUCGGGCCGCUGUCCUGCACCGGGGGCGUGUCCGAAAUCGCUCGCAUCAACUCCCUGCACACCGCCGCGUUCUCCAACGUGGCCUGGCUGCCCACGCUCAUCCCCAGCUCCGUCCUCGGAACGUACUGUAACUCCGCCAGCGCCUGUUUCGUGGCGUCCGAUGGGAGGAACCUGCGUCUCUAUCAGGCCGUGGUGGACGCCAGGAAGCUGCUGGAUGAACUGUCCGACCCCGAGACCUCGAAACUGGUGGGCGAGGUGUUCAACAUAGUGAGUCAGCAGUCCACCGCUCGGCCAGGCUGCAUCAUCGAACUGGACGUGAUCACUAACCAGUGUGGAUCGAACACACAGCUGCUUCACGUCUUUCAGGAGGAUUUUAUUUUAGGAUACAAACCUCAUGAUGACGUCAACAACCCCGCUAACCCACCCUCAGCUGAUGAGCUCCAUCCGGGUCCAUUCUCGGAGAAGUUCUUCCUGGUGGUGAUAGAGAAAGAUGAGGGUGGAGAUUCUGUCCUGCAGAUGUGGCAUCUUCAUCUCAAAUCUGUGCAGGCGUGUGUGGACGACACGGCGCAGGAUCAGCCGUACCAGAACCAGCUGACCGUCCCCCAGGGGUUCGGUAACGCCGACUCGUCCCCCGAGUCCACGCCCGGUCAGAGCCCUCUGCCCCGCUCCAGCUCCUCUGCUAACCUUCAGUCUGCCAGUAAACUCAUCCUGAGCUCCACACUGGUCUACAGCCAGAGACUGGAGCUCCCUCAGGGGGUCCAGGUCAUCCGCACCACGCCCUCCGCUGGUCACCUGAGCUCCUCCUCCAUCUACCCGGUGUGUCUGGCCCCGUACCUGAUCGUGACGGCCUGCUCGGACGGCCGCGUCCGCUUCUGGAGGUGCUCGGCGGAGCCCGAGGAGCCGCCCGCGUACCGCUGGGAGCCGUGGUGCCUGCUGAACGAGGAGGAGGACGACGACAGCGCCCUGAGCGUCACCGGGCGGCCCGUCGCCGUCAGCUGCUCCUACACCGGCCGCCUCGCCGCCGCCUUCAAGCAGCCGGUCCCCGCCGAGGAGGAGUUCUCCAUGCACGUCUCCAUCUACGAGUGCGAGUCCACGGGGGGGUCCGAGUGGGUCCUGGAGCAGACCAUCCACCUGGACGAUUUCAGGAGGCCGGCGAGCACGCUGGACCCCAGGAUCAGCGUGGACAGCAACCUGGUGGUGUACAGCAAGUCCGACCUGUUCGUCAGCGAGCGCAACCCCAACGUCAAGCACUUCGUCCACCUGGACUGGCUCUCCAAAGAGGACGGCUCGCACAUCCUGACCGUCGGGGUGGGCUCCUGCAUCCUGAUGUACGGCCGCAUCUCCGGCAUCGUGACCGAGCAGACGGGCGGGAAAGACGGCAUGGCGGUCGUCACCCUGCCCCUAGGGGGCAGCGUCAAGCAGGGGGUGCGCUCCCGCUGGGUUCUCCUGCGCUCCGUGGAUCUGGUCUCGUCCGUGGACGGCACGCCCUCGCUGCCCGUCUCGCUGUCCUGGGUGCGGGACGGGAUACUGGUGAUCGGGAUGGACUGCGAGAUGCACGUCUACGCCCAGUGGUACCAGGACAAGAAGCCGGCCGACGCCGAGGACGACGACGAGGCUUUCGCCGGCAGGAAGAGCGCCGUGGAGACGGCCGACGACGUCCUGCGCGUGCCGGCCGUCAUCCAGGACGGCGGGCUCUUCGAAGCGGCGCAUUCCCUCUCGCCCACGCUGCCUCAGUACCACCCCACGCAGCUCCUGGAGCUGAUGGAUUUGGGGAAGGUGCGGCGCGCCAAAGCCAUCCUGUCUCACCUGGUGAAGUGCAUCGCCGGCGAGGUGGCGGUGGUCCGCGACGCCGAGGCGGGCGAAGGCGGGGCCCGGCGCCACCUCUCGCGCACCAUCAGCGUCACCGGGAGCACCGCCAAGGACACCAUCGUGGCCGGACGCGACGGCGGGCGGGACUACACGGAGAUCAACUCCAUCCCCCCGCUCCCGCUCUACGCGCUCCUCUCGGCCGACCUGGACACCUCCUUCAAGAGCAAGUUCGCCGAGGAGGGCAAGAUCCAGGAGCGCGAGGCCGAGCGGUCCUCCGAGGACCAGUACGCCGAGCUCUUCCAGGACCCCGCCGCGAGCACCGACGACUUCGCCAGCUUCGCCUGGGCCGACAAGGCCGAGAAGAAGGAGAAGAGGACGCGGGUCAUCGACCUGUCGCAGUACGCGCCCACCUACUUCGGGCCCGAGCACGCCCGGGUCCUGUCCUCCCACCUCAUGCACUCCAGUCUGCCCGGGCUCACCCGGCUGGAGCAGAUGUUCCUGGUGGCGCUCGCCGAUACCGUCGCCACCACCAGCGCGGAGGUGGGCGGGGCCACUAAUAAGAAGUACACAGGUGGAGAUGCUCUGGAUGAGUGUGGACUCAGGUACCUGCUGGCCAUGCGCUUACACACCUGCCUGCUGACAUCACUUCCUCCCCUGUACCGCCUCCAGCUCCUGCACCAAGGCGUCUCCACGUGUCACUUCGCCUGGGCGUUCCACUCCGAAGCCGAGGAGGAGAUGCUCAACAUGAUCCCCGCCAUGCAGCGAGGAGACCCCCAGUGGUCCGAGCUCCGGGCCGUGGGCGUCGGCUGGUGGAUCCGAAACAUCAACACGCUCCGACGCAUGGUGGAGAAGGUCGCCAAAGCAGCGUUUCAGAGGAACAACGACCCCCUCGACGCCGCGCUCUUCUACUUGGCCAUGAAGAAGAAGGCUGUACUGUGGGGCCUCUUCAGGUCUCAGCAUGAUGAGAAGAUGACCCAGUUCUUCAGCCAUAACUUCAGCGAGGAUCGGUGGAGGAAAGCGGCGCUGAAGAACGCCUUCUCUCUGCUGGGGAAACAGCGCUUCGAACAGUCGGCGGCGUUCUUCUUGCUCGCUGGAUCCCUCAAAGACGCCAUAGAGGUGUGUUUGGAGAAGAUGGAGGACAUUCAGCUGGCCAUGAUAGUCGCCCGUCUGUACGAAUCCGACUUCGAGAGCUCGUCCACCUGCCAGGGCAUCCUGUACGAGAAGGUCCUGGGCUGCAGGCGGGACGGCAGCGGGUUCUCCUGCUCCAAGAUGCACCCGGACCUGUUCCUCAGGAGCAUCGCCUUCUGGAUCAUGAAGGAUUACACCAGAGCUCUGGACACACUGCUGGAGCAGACGCCCAAAGAGGACGACGAGAAUCCUGACGUGAUGGUGAAGUCGUGUAACCCGGUGGUCUUCAGUUUCUACAACUACCUGCGCGCUCAUCCCCUGAUCGUCCGCCUCCACUUCGCCUCUCCCGACGGCUCCGAGCACUGCGGCGCCGCUCAGAUCAACCUGAUCGAGCGCAAGCUCUUCUUCACCACCGCCAACGCUCACUUCAAAGUCGGCUGCCCCGUCCUGGCCCUGGAGGUGCUCUCCAAAAUACCCAAGGUGACCAAAAAAGCCGGCGCCCCGAGCGAGGGCCCGUCCUCCGCAGACGUCCGGGACGGCGUCCGGGCGUCCGAUCUGGACUGGAGUCGGCCGGCGACGAAGAGCGACGAGGACGAGCUGAAGCUGGACUGGGGGGAUGAUAAUGAGGAUGAGGAUGAGGAAGAUGAGGAGGAGGAUAGCGGAUUGACCAUGAAGAAGAACGAGGAGGAGGAGGAGGAGAAGGACGAGGAGAAGAAAGCCGCCGACUGCGAGGUGGACGUGAUCGCGGAGCAGCUGAAGUUCAGGGCGUGUCUGAAGAUCCUGAUGACCGAGCUGCGCACCCUGGCCACCGGGUACGAGGUGGACGGAGGGAAACUGCGCUUCCAGCUCUACAGCUGGCUGGAGAAGGAGAUCGAGGCCAUGCAUCGCAUCUGCAACUACAAGGUGGAAGCCCAGAGCUCGGGGGAGCUGGAGAAAUGGAGCGGCGACGUCCCGGCCGAAGCCGACGAGCUCGGGCGGAUGGGCGAGGCCGGGGUGUACGAGCGCCACCUGCAGGACAGACGGAGACUCCAGGCUAAACAGGCCCACGCCGAGAGGCGGAAAGCCUGGCUGAGGAAGAACGAGGCGCUGCUCAGGGUCUUCCUCACCUACUGCAGCCUGCACGGAGCCAAAGGGGGCGGGGUCACGUCCGUCCGCAUGGAGCUGCUCUUCCUGCUGCAGGAGUCCCAGCAGGAAACAACAGUGAAGCAGCUUCAGUCUCCGUUGCCGCUGGCGACGACGUUGCCGCUUCUCUCGGCCAGCAUCGCACCGACCAAAACGGUCAUCGCCAAUCCGGUGAUGCACCUGAACAACCACAUCCAGGACAUACUGUACACCAUAGUGCAGAUGGAGGCUCCGCCACACCCCGACGUACAGGAUAACCGGGUGAACGCUCUUCACACGCUGGCAGCGUCUCUCUCGGCUUGUAUUUACCAAGCGCUGUGUGACAGUCACAGCUACAGCAGUCAGUCGGAGGCGAACCAGUUCACAGGGAUGGUGUAUCAGGGCUUACUGCUGAGCGAGAGGAGGAGGCUCCGUACGGAGAGCAUCGAGGAGCAGGCCACGCCCACCACCGCCCCCGCGCUCUGGCCAGGCGUGGCGUCUCUGAUCAGUCUGCUGGCCAGCUCUCAGGGCGAGGACCAGCCCCGGCUGAACGUGAUGCUGUGCGAGGCCGUGGUGGCCGUGUACCUCAGCCUGCUGCUGCACGGGCUCGGCACUCACUCCACCAACGAGCUGUUCCGCCUGGCCGCGCACCCGCUCAACACCCGCAUGUGGGCCGCCGUGUUCGGGGGCGGGGCCAAGAUCAUAAUCAAGCCCAAACGAGCCCCCGAGGUCACGCCAGUGGCCCCGCCCCCGACCCCUCCCGCCGAGGAAGUGGAUCGCCAGCGCCGGAGGUUCAACAUGCGCAUGCUGGUCCCCGGUCGCCCCGUCAAGGAGACCCCGGCCACGCCCCCUCCCAUCCCCACCGAGCGCCCCGCCUACAAGGAGAAAUUCAUCCCGCCGGAGCUCAGCAUGUGGGAUUACUUCGUGGCAAAACCGUUCCUGCCUCUGUCAGACAGCGGCGCUCUAUACGACUCGGACGAGAGCGCUGAUGAAGACGAGGAUGACGAUGAUGACGGCUUCCUGUCCGACACUCAGAUGACCGAGCACAGUGACCCCAACUCAUACAGUUGGUGUCUGAUCCGAUUUGUGAUGGUCAAACUUGCUCUGCACAACGUGAAGAACUUCUUACCCAUCGCAGGACUCGACUUUACAGAUCUCCCGGUCACGUCUCCUCUGUGUGACUCCGUACUGAAGUGUUUGGAGAACUGGGAGCAGCAGCUGCUGGACAGGAUGAACAGGUUCGACGGUCCCCCCCCCAACUACAUCAACACCUACCCCUCAGACGCCAGCGCGGGCGGCGGUCCUGCCGCCCUGCGCCUCAAAGCCAUGCUGGAGCCCGACAACACACCCUUCAGGGCGAGGCACCGCCUCUCCUUCCCCGCCCGCCGGCUCUGGCACUUCCUGGUGAAGCAGGAGAUUCUGCAGGAGACCCUGAUCCGCUACAUCUUCACCAAGAAGAGGAAGCAGAGUGAGGUGGACACUCUCUCACACAACUGUGUAGCUGGAGGUCGCAAAGGCAGCAAGGUGGAGGCUGAUCUUGGCUAUCCUGGAGGCAAGGCCAAAAUUAUCCACAAGGAAUCUGAUAUCAUCAUGGCUUUUGCCAUCAACAGGGCGAACUGCAGUGAGAUCGUUCUGGCCUCCACUCACGAUGUGCAGGAGGUGGACGUCUCCACCCUGCUGGCGGCGCAGCCCUUCACCUGGAUCGGAGAGGAUUUCGACAAAGACUCGCGCAGCUCUGAUGACGACUAUCGGUCCUCUCACACCAACAUCGCCCAGGCAAGCUCCGCCCCCUUCGCGCCACCUCCCAUGUCCGUCUCGGCCUCCAUGCCAUGGCUUGGCAGUGGACAGACUAGCAUGGGCGCUAGCGUGAUUGUCAAGAGGAACCUGAACAAUGUGAAGAGAAUGACGUCACAUCCCAUCUACCAGUACUAUAUGACCGGGGCUCAGGACGGCAGUGUGAGGAUGUUCGAGUGGAAUCGUCCACAGCAGCUCAUCUGCUUCAGACAGGCAGGAAACGCCCGAGUGACCCGACUCUACUUCAACUCACAGGGAAACAAGUGUGGUGUUGCAGACGGUGAAGGCUUUUUAAGCCUCUGGCAAGUGAACCAAACCUCAUCCAACCCCAAACCGUACUUGAGUUGGCAGUGCCACAGCAAGGUGUGUGGUGACUUCUCCUUCAUCACCUCCUCCAGUCUCAUCGCUACCGCCGGGCACUCCAACGACGGCAGGAACGUGUGUCUGUGGGACACACUCAUCUCCCCCAGUAACACCAUGGUGCACGCCUUCCCGUGCCACGAGAACGGAGCCACGGUGCUGCAGUACGCCCCCAAACAGCAGCUGAUCAUCUCGGGCGGGAGGAAGGGCUUCGUCUGCAUCUUCGAUAUCAGACAGCGGCAGCUCCUGCACACCUUCCAGGCUCACGACUCCGCCAUCAAAGCGCUAGCCCUGGACGCCAGCGAGGACUUCUUCAUCACCGGAUCGGCCGAGGGGAACAUGAAGGUUUGGAAGCUGGCGGGUCACGGACUCAUGCACGCGUUCAGCAACGAGCACGCCAAGCAGUCCAUCUUCCGCAACAUCGGCGCCGGCGUGAUGCAGAUGGAGACGCGCCCGGGCAACCGCAUCUUCACCUGCGGCGCCGACGGGACGCUGAAGAUGAGGGUCCUCCCCGACCGCUACAACACGCCCAGAAACAUCUUCGACAUCCUGUAACUCCGCCCGGAGAAUCCGAAAACGCCGAGGGUCUCGCGUUCGACCCUCCCCUUAGAUCCCCCGUCACGUUAGCGAGCCGCUAACCCGCUCGCCGUUAGAGUGUUCUCAUGAGAAAGCUAUGCAUGUGCUGAACUCGUCACUGCGGUGCAUUUUGCCAGAGUGUUUUACUGUGUACGUGUCUGUCGUCCAGUCUGUGCCCACGUUAGCGUCCUAACUCCGGCGCUGUGCUUCAGUAGCCGUCGCUCGCUCACUCGGUCGCUAGCCUAGCCGGUGGCCCCGCCCAGUCUGUCUGUAAAUCCCUCUUUUAUUUACGUUUCGUUGGUCCGGUAGAGAGAACGCUCAGACCUGCAGCUUAGCAGAACGGAUUUUUAAAUCGUAUUUAUUUAUUUAUUUAUUCGAGCGUCCGGACUCACCUGAUCAAAGCAAAGUGGAGAUAAACACCUGAAUGUGCUUUCUGAGCUCCUGGAUGAACGUCGCGGCAGGUCGCUGAGGCUAAUGCUAGUUCAGAAAUAUCGCUACGUUUGCUAAUUGUUUUUUUUAUUUGCUCAGGACUUGUUAUUAACCGCACAGUUUCACACCUUUUGUUGCUUUGAUGGUUUUAUUAUGGUUCUAAAGGGCAAAAUAUACUUUCACUUUAAAUUAUAUGUCCAAACGUUGUCAUUCCGUAACCCAGGCUGAUCUCUGACUCUAUUCUCAUACUAGCAUUCAAAUACCUCCCUUAUUGUCAUUCUGUAACCCAGGCUGAAUCUCUCACUCUGUUUUCAUAUGUGCAGUUUAAUUCCUGCUUAACUGUCAUUCUGUAACCCAGGCUACAUUUCUUACUCUAUUCUCAUACUAGCAUUCAAAUCCCUCCCUUAUUGUCAUUCCGUAACCCAGGCUGAAUUACAUUCACAUUUUUGGCAUUUAGCAGACGCUUCUAUCCAAAGUGACUUACAGUUGAGACUGUAUACAAUCUAAUCAAUUAAGGGUUAAGGGCCUUGCUCAAGGGCCCAACAGUUGCAACCUGGCAGUGGUGAGGCUUGAACCAGCAACCUACUGAUUACUAGUUCAGUAUCUUAACCACUAGGCUACAGCUGAAAUUUGCAUUACGGUCUCAAACGAGUCUUUAAGUACAUACUUCGUUGUCAUUCCGUAACCCAGAAAAAAAUCUCUCUCUCUGGUCUCGAACGAGCAUUUAAAUUCCUGCUUCGUGGUCAUCCCGUAACCCAGACUGAAUUUCUCACUCUAUUUUCAUACAAGCAUUAAAAUACCUCCUACAUUGUCAUUCUGUAACCCAGGCUGAAUCUCUAGUCUUAAAUGAGCUUAUAAAUACCUGCUUCGUGGUCAUCCCGUAACCCAGACUGAGUCUCUCAAUCUGUUCCUAAAUGAGCACUCAUAUACAGUAUCUCCCUUGGUGUCAUUCCGUAACUGAAUCCAUCACACUGCUCUGACAUCUGGCUCCGAGCAAUGACAUCGCUGUCAUUCUGUAACCCUCGCUAAAUCUUUCACUUUAAUCACAGGCAAGCGUUUAAAUACCUCACUUAUUGUCAUUUUGGAACUGAGACUAAAUCUUUUACUCUGCUCUUAAAUGAGCGUUUAAAUACCUGCUUCGUUGUCAUUCCGUAACCCAAGCUGAAUUUCUCACUCUAUUCUCAUACAAGCAUUCAAAUAUCUUCCUUUCUGUCAUUCUGUUACCCAGGCUGAAUCUCUCACUCUGUUCUCAAGUGAGCAUUUAUAUACUUCCCUUACUGUCAUUCCGUAACCCAGGCUGAAUCUCUCACUCUAUUUUCAUACAAGCAUUAAAAUACCUCCUACAUUGUCAUUCUGUAACCCAGGCUGAAUCUCUAGUCUUAAAUGAGCUUAUAAAUACCUGCUUUGUUGUCAUUCUGUAACCUAGACUAAAUCUCUCACUCAAUUCUCAUACUCUCAUACAACCCAGGCUGACUCUCUCACUCUAUUCUCGUAUGUGCAAGUUAAUACCUGCUUCACUGUCAUUCUGUUACCCAGGCUAAAUCUUUAACUGUUUAAACCUCUCACUGUCUUCUCAAAUGAGCAUUCCAGUACCUCCCUUUAACCCAGGCUGAACCUGUAUCACUUGAUUCACAUUCAAGCAUUUAAACACCUCCCUCGUCGUCAUUCCGUAACUCGAACUAAGUCUGUAUCACUUGAUUCUCAUUCUAGCAUUUAAAUAUCUGCCUGGUCUCGAACGAGCAUUUAAAUUCCUGCUUCGUGGUCAUCCCGUAACCAAUCUGUUCUCAAAUGAGCACUCAUAUACCUCCCUUAGUGUCAUUCCGUAACUCAGGCUGAAUCCAUCACACUGCUCUUAUACGAGCAAUGACAUCACUGUCAUUCUGUAACCCUCGCUAAAUCUUUCACUUUAAUCACAGACAAGCGUUUAAAUACCUCACUUAUUGUCAUUUUGUAACUGAGACUAAAUCUUUUACUCUGCUCUUAAAUGAGCGUUUAAAUACCUGCUUCGUUGUCAUUCCGUAACCCAAGCUGAAUUUCUCGCUCUAUUCUCAUACAAGCAUUCAAAUAUCUUCCUUUCUGUCAUUCUGUUACCCAGGCUGAAUCUCUCACUGUUCUCAAGUGAGCAUUCAUAUACUUCCCUUAUUGUCAUUCCGUAACCCAGGCUGAGUCUCUGACUCUGUUUCCAUAUGUGCAAUUUAAAUUCUGUUUCAUUGUCAUUCUGUAACUCAGACUAAAUCUCUCACUCUAUUCUUAUACUAGCAUUCAAAUGUCACCCUGUCACUCUGUAACCCAGGCUGAAUCUCUAUUUUUAAAUGGGCUUAUAAAUACCUGCUUUGUUGUCAUUCCAUAACCCAGACUGAAUCGCUCACUCUGUUCUUAUUAAGCAUUCAAAUACCUCCUACAUUGUCAUUCUGUAACCCUGGCUGAAUCACUUUUAUUCUCAUACAAGCAUCAAACAUCUCCCUUCUUGUCAUUCUGUAACCCAAUUCUGUACAAUUUUAAUUUCUGCUUUACUGUCAUUCCGUAACCAAGGCUGAAUCUCACUCUAUUUUCAUACGAGCAUUCAUAUACUUUUGUCAUUUUGUAACCCAGACUAAAUCUCCCCCUCUGUUCUCAUAUGAGCAUUUAAAUACCUCACUUAUUGUCAUUCCGUAACCCAGGCUGACUCUCACAUUACGGUCUCAAACAAGUAGUUAAAUACAUGCUUUGUUGUCAUUCCGUAACCCAGGCUAAAUCUCUUACUCUAUUCUCAUACGAGCUUAUAAAUACCUCUUAUGUUGUCAUUCUGUAACCCAGGCUAAAUCUCUUACUUCAUAAAUCUUUCACGCUGUCUUUUCAUUAGGCAAUUUAAUACCUGCUUCAUUGUCAUAUAGACAGUAGGACAGGUGACAGUAAUCACCUGUCUCACAAUAUGCUCAAUUCAAUACCUGUCCUAUUGUCAUUCCGUAACCCAGACUAAAUCCGUAUCACUUGAUUCUCAUUCUAGCAUUUAAAUAUCUGCCUCGUCAUUCCGUAACCCAGGCUAAAUCUCCUACUUACUUUUCAUACAUGCAAUUCAAUACCUGCCCUGUUGUCAUUCCGUAACCCAGGCUAAAUCUGUAUAACUUGACUCUCAUUCAAGCAUUUAAACACCUCCCUCAUCAUCAUCAGAACCCCGAAUGUACCACCAAUAUUUGAACACGUAGCCGUUCUCGCCGCUUCAGGCUCAAAGUCAUUCCCGUAACCCGUCUCACACCGUCUUGUGCUCAGACUUUCUCAAAGCAAAGUCAUUCCCGCCCAGAGGGUUGAAAAUGUACUUUCGUUUGCUCAAGGCUGCGUGUAUUUAUUUAUUUAUUUAUUAAUACUGCGUUUUACCUCGGUGUUCGAUCACGCGCAGGUUUCUGGGCACAGUGCGUCAGUCAGUCCUGUUAUGUAAACGUUUGAAUGUUUGAGACCUGGAGACGUUAUCAGGGAGCACAAGGAUGAACUAGUGAAAGCUGAAUGUCUUACAGGUGUAUAAAUACACACACACAUAUAUAUAUAUAAAUAAAUGAUAUAUAUAGAUAUAAAUCUAUAAAGGAAGCAGCUCCGGAGCUCACACACACACACACAGCAGACGUGAGGUUUAGUUUAGCGACCGGGCUGCACUAGUCGUAUUUAUUUAUUUAUUUAUUUAUUUGGGUUGAAUAGAUGUGAGAUAUUUAUUGGAAUCUUUGUGUUCUCGUCUGGUCCGUCGGCACCAUGUUCUCACCGUACGUGUGUGUAUACGAGUGUGUGUGUAUGUGUGUGUGUGUAUAUAAGUGUGUGUGUGUGUUGAAUCGAUGGUCCUCUUGCUUCUCGUCCGUGGUGUAUCUAUUGAAGCGGUUCAUGGCGUCAGUGUGAGGAAUCUCCCCGCCCGCAGGAACAGAAUCUUCUGUCGUGGUUAAAAGUUUUACCUUUGUAAAGUAAACGAAUAAAUUUAUUUCAUUUCA